AUGGCUGGGCCAGUCAGGCAGCCCAUUGACCAAGCGUCACUGGAGCGCUAUCUAGAGAAGAACGUGCCUGAGAUCAAGACCCCUCUAGAUCUGAAGCAGUUCGGAUUUGGGCAGAGCAAUCCGACUUACCUCCUCACAGCCUCAGAUGGCGGCCGAUAUGUCCUCCGUAAGAAGCCUCCGGGGAAGAUCUUGUCGAAGACGGCGCAUCGAGUCGAUCGAGAAUAUACCGUCCUACAUGCGCUGCAAAAUACAGACGUGCCUGUCCCCCAAACAUUUGCUUUCUCCGACGACGACAGCAUCGUAGGCACUCCAUUCUACAUUAUGGAGUUCCUUGACGGGCGGUUUAUCAAGAACCCGGCAAUACCUGAUGUGAGCGCUGAGCACAGGAACGAGAUCUGGAGAGAUGCUGUGCGAACAAUGGCCAAGCUGCAUCGAAUAAACCACAAAGAAAUUGGUCUAGAGAACUUUGGCAAGCCGAAUGGCUUCUACAAGAGGCAGAUCAGAACAUUCAAAGCAUUAUCACAGUCCCAAGCAGAUGCGAAAGAUCAGGAUACAGGCGAAGCUGUUGGCCAACUGCCCGCGUUUGACGAGUUCGUCGAGUUCUUCAGCAAUGAGCAGAAUCAGCCCUUCGACCGAGGAGUGUUGUUUCACGGUGACUUCAAAAUUGACAACCUUGUCUUUCACAAAACCGAGCCCAAAGUAAUCGGCAUAUUAGACUGGGAAAUGGUAACAAUCGGGCAUCCAUUGGGAGAUCUCACCAACUUACUUUCACCCUGGACAAUUUCGAACGCGACUCCUUCUUGGCCGCGCAAACAUGCCGACCAGGCUUUCCUAGACCCUUCGAGAUCGGAUAGCACAGCAAAAGACUGGCCAGGUCUGCCUACACACGCAGAGUGCGUUAAGUGGUAUGAGCAGGACGUUGGUUUCGAUGUGUCUCAGCAAGACUUGGCUUGGGCGACUGCUUUCGCACUCUUCCGAGACUCGAUCAUUUUCCAGGGCAUUGCAGCGAGGUAUGCACUGAGACAAGCGAGUUCAGCAGAGGCACAGUCGUACGGCAAUGAGCGCGUACCUUUUGCAAAAAUGGCGCUGGCAAAGGUGAAUGAGGCUAAGAGCAAGCUGAGUAGCAAGUCGAAGCUGUAG
Molecule: messenger RNA, 1140 nt
Organism: Pseudocercospora fijiensis CIRAD86
Lineage: Eukaryota; Fungi; Ascomycota; Dothideomycetes; Mycosphaerellales; Mycosphaerellaceae
Exons: 2
Coding region: 1-1140 (379 amino acids)
Source: RefSeq, a predicted model, not a curated record